Lottia gigantea (owl limpet) is the source of this 2112-nucleotide messenger RNA. RefSeq lists its product as hypothetical. Lineage: Eukaryota; Metazoa; Mollusca; Gastropoda; Lottiidae. Gene Ontology annotation, biological process: xenobiotic metabolic process. Gene Ontology annotation, molecular function: iron ion binding; oxidoreductase activity, acting on paired donors, with incorporation or reduction of molecular oxygen, reduced flavin or flavoprotein as one donor, and incorporation of one atom of oxygen; heme binding. The record is from RefSeq and is a predicted model, not a curated record. Bases 10 to 1548 code for a protein of 512 amino acids. The transcript has 8 exons. Gene Ontology annotation, cellular component: intracellular membrane-bounded organelle; cytoplasm.
UGAAAAUUGAUGAUGGCAUCGAGUAUUAUAGACACCAGUGUAUUUCACAAUCUAAAGAUUGACUUGGACGCAAUUAACAACAAAACGAAUCUCAAAGCAGCUCUUUUAUUCGGAUCAUCUUUCUUGGGAUUAUAUUGGUUGUAUGGCAAAUUCUCCAGAAGACACAUCAAAGAUCCACCAGGACCGUUUUCAUUUCCUAUUGUGGGAAACAUGCCACAACUUGCAGGAAGUAUUGACCUAUAUCAGUUAUUCCUCCAAUACCGCGAACAAUACGGCGACGUUAUCAAAUUUGAAAUUGGUAGCACCAAGAUGAUAGUAAUUUGUGGUUAUAAGGCCAUUCAUGAGUGUUUGAUUGAGAAGGGUCAUUGCUUUGCCAAUAGACCAAAUUGGAUUUACAUAAUAGACCAGAUUUUUCACAACUCAGGUGUAUUUUGGACAAACGGUCAGAGAUGGAAGGAUUUGAGACGAUUUACCCUGACAACUCUUAGAGAUUUCGGAGUAGGAAAAAAGAGUCUAGAAGAAAGAAUUUUAGAUGAAUUCACCUAUAUAUGCAACAUAAUUGACAGUAAAAAAGGACACGCUUUUAAUCCUAAAUUUAUCUUCGCCAAUGGAGUAGCCAAUAUCAUUUGUACCAUAGUCUUUGGAGAAAGGUUCGAAUAUGAUGAUCCAGAAUUUCUAAGAAUGAUAGACAUGUUAAAUUAUCUUUUUAAAAACGUCGGAUUUCAAGUGCCCGAGAAUUUUUUCCCCAUUGUUAGAAUGAUCCGGGGUAACAGUUCGGUUAUCAAGAAUGAUGUGGAGAUCCAGAAAUUUGUAAAGAAACGAAUCGAAGAACAUCGACAAACAUUUGAUCCAAAUGAACUGAGAGAUUUUAUUGACAUGUACCUGAAAGUAUGCCAAGAUAAAUCAGAGGACCUAAAAGUGAAUGAGACAGAUAUGUUCCGUAUAACAGUAGAUUUAUUUUUGGCUGGUUCAGAAACAACUGCUACAUCUUUAUGGUGGACUGUAUUAUAUCUCAUCAACUAUCCAGAUAUACAGAACAAGUGCUAUCAAGAAAUUAUGAAGUUGACUGGUGGAGGUCGCAACGUAACUCUGGCAGAUAAACCACACUUGGUGUACAUCUGGGCAUUUCUGAACGAGGUUUUGAGAAUUGUUUGUAUAACACCGACGACCCCACCAAGAGCUGUGAGUGAAGAAUGUACUAUAAAUGGAUAUACAUUAGAGAAGGACACAAUGGUUUUAUUUCACAUUAACUCAGCUCAUUUUGACACGGAUUUUUGGGACGAACCAGAGAAAUUUAACCCAGAUAGAUGGAUUGGAAAUGAUGGAAAAAUUAUAAAACAUAAAGCUUUCAUGCCAUUUGGUGGUGGAACGAGAUCGUGUAUGGGAGAACCACUGGCUAACAUGGAACUCUUUAUUUUCGCAUGCAACUUUAUAUCCAGAUACGAAUUCAAAGUGCCAGAUGGACAGAAAACGCCAUCAAUAAAGGGAACUGUGACUGGGGUGACCAUGCAACCAGAUCCAUACGAAGUCAUAGCGGUACCAAGAUAAAACACAAAAGACUUCUCGCACUAUAAACAUAACUUCAACACGGUGCCUUCUUGUGCCGGUGCCUUCUGUUGAAUAAAAAUACCACACGUAGUAAUAGUAGGUCAUUGUGUAGAUUUUGUGUGGUUUCCUUCCUGAAUUAAAUUUCAUUGGUCUAAAGCAUCUUAAUUGAUCAUCAUAUUAUAAUGGAAUCAUGCCAAAGGGGGGCAGAGGAGGCAGUCGCCCCCACCAUGUUUUUCGGGCAAAAAUCUCAUAAUUAUGUUAGAAAUUCAGGCAAUCUCAGAUAUUUCUCUGAGCUGCGAAUACUAUUGCUAUAAAAUUCAACAACAACAAACAUAUGAACACAGAUACAAAAUUUUAUUUCUAUUUCUCAAGUCUUAUACAACUACAUACUUCCAAGCACAAAUGAAUAACACUAUCGCUAACUUAGACCAUCCUCAUAUCAUCUUGGCCAUGGAUCCACACGAUUUUUUCUCAUCACAAAAUUAACUUUCUUUUGCAUGUCUGUGGAAUAAAUUCUUUUACAUCUCUCAUAGCUGAUUCUUUGUCUAGUAAUAAAUGGUUUCU